This is a messenger RNA of Fusarium sp. VM40, 717 nucleotides long. The record is from the annotation of a GenBank genome assembly. NCBI's taxonomy places the organism in Eukaryota, Fungi, Ascomycota, Sordariomycetes, Hypocreales, Nectriaceae.
AUGUCCUCCGAGGAAAACAAAUUACGACCAACCACAACUGCAGGCGGCCAUGUAGAGGAUCGCCGACAGCCUGCUCUCCCAGUGGUUCAUCGGCGCUUUGCCAACCCUUCGCCACUGGGUCUGCUCUCAUUCGCAACAGGUACCGUACCGUACCGCCCCAACCCAACGGACUUUUUCAUGUACCCCUUUGGCGUCCACGCUCGCGGAAUUCAGACCCCCAAUGUCAUGAUUGCUGUGCUGAUCUUCUUCGGAGGAAUAUGUCAGUACAUUGUCGGAAUCAUGGAAUUCAUCACUGGAAAUACCUUUGGCACAGCUGUCAUCAUGUCAUACGGCGCCUUCAACAUCUCUUACAGCAUGAUUUACCUUCCGGGCUCAGGUAUUAUUGCUGCAUAUGUAGAUGACUCAGGUGCCUUGAGUCCAGACUUCCAGCAGGCAAUUGCCAUGUAUCUAUGGGCUUGGCUCAUUCUGACUGUCAUCUACACUAUUGCCGCAGUCCGAAGCUCUUGGGUUCUUUUUCUCGACCUUCUGGCAUUGGAUGUCUGCCUUGUCUUACUUGCCGUUGGCAACAUGGUAAACAGCACUUCAGUCCUUAAUGCAGGUUAUGCCUUUGGAUAUUUGGUUGCUAUUAUGAGUUAUUGGGCUGGCUGCGCAGGUCUCUUUGCUGGAGGGGUGACUCCAUUCGAGGUUCCCACAUUCCCCAUGUAUAAAGAAGCAUAA